CUUCUUGUUUUUAGCUAUUAGCCGUCACUGCUAAGUAACUUUACAGGUUCCUACCGAAAUAAAAGUCUGAACACGAAUCGCCCGAGCGUCACGCUGCGAACGAGAGCAGUCACACGUCAUUUGACAAGUUACUAUGGAAGAAGUACAGCAGGGCAGCAAUGGCACUGAGUCACAGACUGCAACCAUUCCCACUACCAUCACAUCCGCUCAGUUCUCACAGAUAGCGCAGCAGAUGUCAUUGGGAGGUUCUUCUGUGGCUGUCGUGCAGCUGCCUGGGGGUCAGUUUCAGGUUCAGGGAGUGAUCCAGUCUGCACAGUCGUCAGUCAUUCAGUCCCCUCAGGCACAGAGUGCAACGAUCCAGGGUACUGAUAGCGAAGACUCUCAAGACUCCUCUGAUAGUGGCGCACCACCCCAGAAGACCAGGGACAUACUCGCGAGGCGGCCGUCGUACAGAAAAAUCCUUAAUGACCUUUCAUCUGAGGAAACGACACACAUCGAAGGAAAGGAGAGCAGCCCAGCAUCCACAGGAGUGACCGGCAUCACAGUGCCAAGCACGCCGAUCUACCAGACCAGCACCGGCCAGUACAUUACCAUCUCUGCUAAUGGCGCAAUCCAGCUGGCGUCUCCAGGGACUGAAGGCAUUCCUGGCCUACAGGCUGUCACCAUGGCCAACUCUGGUGGAGCACAACAAGGACCUACCAUCCUUCAGUACGCCCAGACGCCUGAUGGCCAGCAGAUACUCGUGCCUAGCAACCAAGUAGUAGUACAAGGUGCUGGAGGAGAGGUGCAGACGUACCAGAUUCGCACUGCACCCACAUCUGCCUCCCUUCCCCAGACCGUGGUGAUGACCUCUCCUGUUGGACUGUCCCAGACUAAAACUGAUGAUCCAACACUAAAAAGGGAAAUCAGGCUUGCAAAAAACAGAGAAGCCGCCCGUGAGUGUCGACGGAAGAAAAAGGAAUACGUUAAAUGUCUAGAGAACCGUGUUGCUGUUCUGGAGAACCAAAACAAGACACUGAUUGAAGAGCUGAAAACAUUAAAGGAUCUUUACUGCGUUAAAACGGGAUAACCUUCUCUCAGUGCACAUAUCGAGACAGCUCUCAUGCAUUUGGACAAGUCUGGGUUUCUGGGAACACUUCACUUCAGGCUGAAGCCUCCAGUCUUUUUUUUUUUUACUCUGAUAUAAAGUGACUUUUGGCAGUGAGAUUUACUGGACAAAUUGGCCAUUUUUCCAACUGCUGUCCUUUUUUUUUUUUUUUUUGUACAAAAAAUGCUAACGCUA
Fundulus heteroclitus (mummichog) is the source of this 1282-nucleotide messenger RNA. RefSeq names its product activating transcription factor 1 (gene atf1). The coding region runs from base 134 to 1069 and encodes 311 amino acids. Gene Ontology annotation, biological process: regulation of transcription by RNA polymerase II. The record is from RefSeq and is a predicted model, not a curated record. NCBI's taxonomy places the organism in Eukaryota, Metazoa, Chordata, Actinopteri, Cyprinodontiformes, Fundulidae. Gene Ontology annotation, cellular component: nucleus; ATF4-CREB1 transcription factor complex. The transcript is spliced from 8 exons. Gene Ontology annotation, molecular function: protein binding; DNA-binding transcription factor activity, RNA polymerase II-specific; RNA polymerase II cis-regulatory region sequence-specific DNA binding.